This is a messenger RNA of Lottia gigantea (owl limpet), 3513 nucleotides long. RefSeq lists its product as hypothetical. The record is from RefSeq and is a predicted model, not a curated record. Gene Ontology annotation, biological process: iron ion transport. NCBI's taxonomy places the organism in Eukaryota, Metazoa, Mollusca, Gastropoda, Lottiidae. The transcript has 16 exons. The coding region runs from base 33 to 2507 and encodes 824 amino acids. Gene Ontology annotation, cellular component: plasma membrane; early endosome; recycling endosome.
CUGGUAAAUACAAUGUUGUAAAUAUUGGUAAAAUGAAAAAUUUCAAGAUAUCCAGUAUGAAUAUUCUUCAUAUUGUUGGAGUUUUGGUACUAAUCUUUGUCACUGUUAAUUCUCAAAGAGCAACAAGAUGGUGUACAGUUAAUGAAAUGGAACAGUAUAAAUGUCUUGCUUUAAAGAGAAAUUUAACAUCUAAAAUAGAGAUACUACCACCUGAGAUAACCAUUGAUAUACCUGAUAAGUUUGAAUGUAUACAAGGUGUAGAUGUAUUUCACUGUAUGCAACUGAUCGACCAAGAUGAAGCUGAUCUGAUGACCUUGGAUCCAGGUCAAGGUUAUUUUGCUGGAAGAAAUCACAAUAUGAUGCCAUUAAUGGCUGAGAAUUAUAUUGAUGCUCCUAUUGAAAAACCUUCAUAUUAUUCUGUAGCUGUUUAUAAAAAGGGAACUGAUGUUUCUAUGGCAACAUUGAGACAAAAAAGAAUUUGUUUUACUGGUAUUGGUAUGAGUGCUGGAUGGUUAUAUCCUAUAUCUAGACUACUCCAUGAUAAUGUUAUACCAGUUACUGAAUGUAAUGCAGUCGUCAAGUCUGUUACCAGUUUCUUUGGUGAGAUGUGUCUACCUGGUGCUUUGACUUCCUUUUAUAAUCCUUUUGGAAAUAACCCGACAUCAGUAUGUCAUCUAUGUAGUGGAAUGGCUGAAGAAAGAUGUACUACCAGUGAUCCUACUGCUGGGUUUGAAGGAGCGUUUAAAUGUGUAGCUGAAGGUCGUGGUGAUCUGACGUUUGUUAGACACGAUACUGUAGCUCAGAUGACUGCUCUAUCUAUCACUUAUUCUCCUGAUGAUUUUAUGUUGUUGUGUCCCGAUGGAAACCAGAGAACAAUAGAUGAAUAUGAGGAUUGUAAUUGGGGUGAAAUACCAUCCCAUAUUAUCAUGACCUCAGCUUUAAGAACACAAGCAGUUAUCCAAGAAUAUAAGAAAUUCCUCAAAGCAAUCAGUGACUGGUACAGCCCUACUGGACAGUAUUUUCAAGAAUUCAACCUGUUUAACUCUGAUAGAGACUACAGUGAGACUGGAUUGAUCGAUAAGAGGAAGAAUUUAUUGUUUUCUGAUGGAACAAGAAAAUUGAUGGAUAUUGGUGAUGUAGAUUAUUAUGAUUGGGUUGAAUUCAAUUAUACCAGGCCUGCCAGGAAGUUUUGUGCGUCGGAUGAUGGAGAUUCUGUCAAUCCUAUCAUGCAGUCUGAGAAAGGCAUUUUCAUAGAGAGCUCAAGAUAUAUUUUUUGGCAAUUUCUGAAUUAUCAAAUUUGGUGUAGUAAAGUUUAUAGAGUAUUGGAUAGAUUUGUUGGAAACUUCAUUGAUAUAUUAUAUGAUUUAACAAGAUGUCCGAUAGCCAAGGCUAGAUGGUGCGUUAUCUCUCAACCAGAGAAAGAGAAAUGUGAAUCUAUGAUUAUGGCCUUCAAAGCUAAAGAUUUACGACCAGAGUUGGAUUGUCUACUGGGAGGAAACACCACUAACUGUAUGGAUAUGAUCAGUAAAGGAGAUGCUGAUUUGAUGAAUUUAGAUGCUGGUGAUGUCUACCUUGGCGGAAAGAAAUAUGAUUUAGUACCAUUUGCUGCUGAAGAUUAUGGAGAUAUGACCAGAUCAUUUAAAGUGGUAGCUGUAGCCAGAAAAACAGAUGCUCAUUUGACUCUCUUUAACAUGAAAAGUAAAAGAGCAUGUCAGACAGGUAUUGGUAGAGGUGAUGGUUGGAUUAUACCAUUAAAUAUCUACAUAGAAACUGAACAGUUUAUUCCAGAAGAUUGUUCUAUCUUUGAAAAUUUAGGUCAAUUGUUUAUUAGAAGCUGUAUACCAGGAGCUCUAGAUAAAGAAUACAACCCUAAACAAACCCCUAUUAAUCUGUGUGAGGGAUGUGGAGCUAAUGGUUAUAGACGGUGCCAGAGAAACAGUCUAGAACAAUACUAUGGUGCUAGUGGAGCAUUCAGAUGUUUAGUGGAACGUGGAGGGGAUGUAUCGUUUGUAAGACAUUUAACAGUGAGAGAUAACACUGACGGUAGAAAUCACGCCCAGUGGUCUCGUAAUCGAAGAUCUGAUGAUUAUGAACUGAUGUGUAAAGAUGGAAGACGUAUUGGUAUUGAUAGAUGGAAGGAAUGUCAUCUUGGUUCUGUUCCUGCUAAUGCCAUUGUUACAGCUAAAUUUAAAACCGAUCAAGAAAGGGAAAUUUAUUGGAAUCUGUUAAAUUAUGGCCAGCAGUUCUUUUCAUCUGACAUUGAUGGAGAUUUUCACAUGUUUGCAUCUGGUACAUCCUAUACAGAUCUUCUAUUUACUGACGCUGCUGUCAGAUUGAUGAAGAUAUACCCUGCUCAACAGAACUAUGAAGAUUGGCUAGGUCCAAACUUCAUAUCUCAAAUAAAAACAGUGGAGAAAUAUACUUGUGUGUACGCAGGAAGUGCAUCAUUAUAUACCUCUACCUUCCUUAUAACUCUCUCUCUUAUAAUGGUCAAAAUACUGUUUUAAUUCCAUUGCUAUGUUCAAUAAUUGUUUUUCUUGAGACUUUUGAUGGUUUAAAAAUAAUCUUAUGAUUUUUGUGAAAUCUUACACUACACACAUGAUUCCAUUUUGUUCAUUCCAUUUUUAAAUUCCAAUAUAUUUGAAAGUCCAUCAAAAAAACAUUAUUAUAUUGUAUAAGACUUACUGCAAAUUUAUAAAGCAGGGAUUCUUCAUAAUUUUAUUCACACAUCACAGGACAUGUGAACUUUCAUCAUAUUGAAUCUUUGAUACAUAAUUCUACUAUACCUUCCACUUUCAAUUUCCCCUGAUUUACCCUGUAAAUUCAAUUUUCAGGAUAAUGACGAUGUAAUUAACCAUGUAAAAUGAAUAUCUAUGUAAUGAUAACUGUUUUUGUACAUUGAACAUUGUAAAUAGACAUUUUUAUAAACAUUUUGUAAUAUAAUAUAAAUUCAUUUCUACUAUAUUUUGCGAUAUCUAUAAUUGUACAGUGCUAGAUUAAUGAAUUAGGAAUAGAACUUUAUUUAUUCUCAAAUUUUUCAGUAUUGAAAAUAAGUAGCAAUUUUGAUUAAAUAUUAACUAAUUUAUAUUCAAAAUUUCAUUUUUUCAAUGAUUUUUGGUACUAAUUUGAUUUAUUUAGCAAAUGUAUCACAAAUUGGCCAACAUAGAAAAUUUAUAUUUGAAGGUUAAAAUCGUUUCUAAUAUUUUAUAUUUUGAGAUUUUUAAAUUAUUACUCCAAUAAGAAAACUUCUGUAUAUGGAUAAUGAGAUAAAACAAUCCUUUGUACAAAAAUCCAUGAGAUAUAUUUUGCAGGACUUAUUAAAGAAUUUAACAUAUCAUCUUUAUAGUUACAGUAAUUUGUAAAAUUCAUGUUAACUUGGACCCAAUAUUAACAUUCCCUCAUGAUCAGAUCAUGAUUUUAAUCAUUUGUUUUUAAUAACAUAUAGUAUAUAAAUCAUUUUUAUCAUAUUUUUAUAUCUCAAUAAUCACUUUAUUCUUUUUAAUAAAAUCUUUU